CGAUUUCAGAAAAUGCUGCGCAUUUGAGGACACUGCAGCGCGCAGUGCUUUAGGUGAGAGUUUCGGAAAAAAAAUUUGGCCGAGUCUGAAGUCGCGCACUGAUAAGUAAUUUUUCUAUAAUCACGGCAGCUCUCCGGAGCAUUGAAGAGUUUGGAUUGAUUGUCUAGUCAAAGCAGAAUAAAAAAGACCUCAAGAGGACAAGAUGGCGGCUCCUGUGCUGGCAGCGACCCAUUCUGUUGUCGCGCUGGAUUUCAGCGAUGGGUCCACCAAGUCGCAGAAAAAAUUUCUUUUCGAGGCCGGCACGAGUGGCGACGAGGUGGAGGCCGUUGUCUCUACGAAAGGUCGCAAGGAGACCCGCCCCCGCUUUGAAACGCGCAUCGAAGCGGUUCUCGGCUCCGGCAAAACGAAGAACAAGCUUUCCCUCGAACUGGUGGAGACCGACUGGAGCAAGGUGCGCGUGGAGAAGAAAAAGCGCAAGAAAAUGAAGGCCAUGAAGAAAGCCGCGAUGAAAAAAAUGAAGGCCAUGAAGAAGCGCGGAGGUCGUGGUCGCGGGGGGUUUGGAUUCGGCGGCGGUUUUUUCAUCGGCUUCGGAGGUAUGUAUGAUUACGAUUCCGACUGUUAUGACGACGAUUCCGAUUUCAGCGACGACAAUGACUUUCUCCGCCCGGCUGCAGGGGGUGGUCGCCGCGCGGGGAACAACGCGCCACCGCCCGAAAUGGUGCUAUUGAACCGCGACAACCGCCGGAUGGCGCAGUUCACCUACGGGAGCAUCCAGGCGAUUUCCGUUGGAACAAAGGCGACCAGCGCAGGAGCGACGGGUAAGGCGGGGAGCAAAAACGUGGCGGGCAAGAAGCAGCCGAAAGCAAAAGCAGGAGCUGCGUCAUCCUCGUCUUCCAGUUCAUCUGCUGCGGCGCAGCAGCAAUCUGGACCUGAUGACCUCGAAGAAAGCGGGACGAACGCUACUUCCGACACUGUCUGGGUAACCCUGCGGGUUUCGAAGCCGGGCGAGUGUUUGCAGACCCCGAAGCAGAACGAGGUGAAGCAGGAGUUGGUGAGGAUGAAAAAGGCCUUUAUCCCGACCGAGGGAACAAACAAAAGCCUGUCCUUCAAAGUCGGAUUUGCCACCGAGCGGGCGGCUACGAACUUCGUAAACGCGUUGGAAAACAGUCGGACCAAUACCAAAGAGGAGGCGGCGGAAAAGCGCGAGGAGCUGAAGGCGAAAAAAGAGGCGGGGUUGGACACCCGGAAGCGCGGUCCGCUGGUUCCGGUUAUGACCCCCGAGCAGGUCAUCGCGCAGAACUUGCUGCGGGCUGACUCCUACGCAGCCAAGUCCAUCCGCCGGUGGAACCUGUUCGGACCCUACGCGCGCAACAGCACGGAGGAGCAGUGGAAGCGUUACUACGACCAGCGCUGCUUGGAUGAGUCGACGAAAGCGUCGGAGAAGGGAGGAAACUACGGAAGUGAGUGCAAGGAGGACGAUUACGACGGGGAGCUCGACGCCGACCGGUUUCAGAAAAAGAUUCGUCUCGGCCUCGGCCGAGCGCUCGUGUCCUCGGGAAAGGUAUUUCAACAUUUUAGCCUACAGUAGAUGAGGGCCUCGUCUUCCUCUCGGACUGGGUCUACACGACCGACGUCAAGGUAAUUUUUUAAGUUUGUAGCUCUAAAAAAAAUAGUAAAACUACGUGACAUACUAGAUCAUUUUUUCUAGGUGUAUCCGCGUACAAACAACCCAGGUCCGCAAAGAGGACGCGGCCUUGUUGGCAUCAGGGCUGUUUUUGCGCGAGUUCCACAUUAGCGAGGACGGUUCGGAAGACCCGCGCGAGGUGGUUGUUUGUUCGCGCAUCUACGCCGCAACCGCGAACCCGGCCGCGGUUGACCUCGGCUUCGAGCACUACCACCGGAACCGGAUCUGGAUCGACGACGAAAAGUUCAUGUUCUGUUCGGCGCUCCUGUAUUCGCCGGCCGCAAACAAUCCGCUACACGUUUCAUCUCUACUGAUGAAAUCCAGCCUGAUCUCGGAGACCGACUACUCGGCUUCUGGUAUCCACAACCAGAAAAAGACGGAGAAAAUCAAGCUCUGCGACUACCCGCAGGCUUGGGGAAAUAAACCGCCAAACCCCUCUUUGGGAACUGGGAAGAACAGCACUGGUAUGGUUGAAGUAGUAGACGUGGUCUUUCAAUUCUCGGCAAGAUUCUCAUUGUUUUUCUUUGUUCCAGAAACUUUGUGAUGCAAGAACUCAACUACUUCAGAUGAAAUGCCGACGGAAAAUGUAGAAGUAAAAUAUAAAAUAAGGUAUUCUGGCGGAACUUCUUGGUCACGACUACCCCUUAUCGACCCGGAAGUUAUCGACGGGAAGUGCGUGAAAUUCGAAAGGGACCACAGCGAGCCCUAGGAAAAAAUUCAAUUGGUCUUGGUCAUGCGAAUUUCAAUUUGCAUGCACACCAAAUAAAGCUGCAUAAACAAGAUCACUCCAGAGCACUUGGAGUGAGCUGCGUUUUGGUAUCGACAAAAAGAAAGAAGGAAGUCUUCGCACCGUAUGUGAAUGCCUUUGUAGCGCGUUGCGCUUCUGUAGAGCGUACAGCGUAGCACUUCCGCAGGAAAUGAAUAAAGUACCUUUUUUUGCAGCUAGCAGCAGUCGUCCCCAAAGGCACUCACGCGCUACUUCCGCGGUAUAAAGAUGCUUUUCCGCGCUGUUUCGUGCCAUCGGGAUGAAUCUGAAGCCCGCGACCCGCAUGUAUGACGCGUUGUGGGCCUGGCGAGACAGCAAAAACAACUUGAAGGGCCCCGAGUCGCUGACGGACGACGAAGGCAACGGGAUUCACGCCGACUUGGAAGCUGCGAUCGCAAAGAAAAACACCUUGAAAGUUGGAGUUGCUGCAGCUGCUAAGUCCUCCUCCGCCGCGGGGGCAGCUCCAGCUGCCGCUUCAUCUUCAAGUAGUGCUGCUUCUGCGUCUUCGGGAAAGCAGGCCACGGGGGCUGGCGCGGCAGCUGAAGGCAAGCCGGCAGGAGAUGAGCCGGACAGCGAUAGCGAAGAAGAAGCGCUGGGCAGUUCAGAGGAGGAUGUCGCAGACGGCAGCGGGGAUGAGGAACAGGACUCUCUCGACUCUAAACCAAAAGAUGCAGAAGACGAAGACGCAGGGGAAGAACGCGGAAUCUCAGCAGGGAAAAAGUCAUCAAGCAGCAGCGCCCUUCUGAAGAGUAAGAAGAACCCGCCUGUCACUCCCGCGAGCGAGGUGCUGAAGGCUGCCCGGCCCGCUCGCGUCGCCGCGGGUAUGUUUCCGCAGGACUUGUUCUCUCCGCCCUCUGAGGCGAAACGCCAGCGCCUGGAGUGAGUAGACGAUGGACCUGUCAAACAGAGGUGGGCGAAUCAGACUUAGAAAUGAAAGCUAAACAAAGAUACAACACGAAAACUCGUCCACUUCAGAAAUUGUUCCUGUGCAGAAAGUGCAGCAGUUUUAGUGCCUGCCUGUUAUGUUUUUACUCUUUGACCUUCAAGAUCGUUGGAAUUGUUUUUCGUCACAGACACCAGAACUGCAGGCCUUCCUGCAGCGAGCAGAACUUCAUUGCCUUCUUACUGUGUACUGCAAAGACACGGAGAUGAAGAGCUUUUGCAGGUGUCGACGCCUCCGUGUAAAAUUUCCAAAUUAAAUGAAACGAGUGAGCUCUUUUUACCUUGAAAAAGAAGAU
Molecule: messenger RNA, 3688 nt
Organism: Amoebophrya sp. A120
Lineage: Eukaryota; Dinophyceae; Syndiniales; Amoebophryaceae
Source: the annotation of a GenBank genome assembly